AUGGCUACGUCUAAGAGAACCAAGGCGAAAGCUGCCAAGGCCAAAGCCGCGGAAGCAGCCGAAACAGCCAGGGCGAACGCCUACGAGGCCGCGAUGGCAGCUGACGCGGAUGCUGUACAAGCUGCCAAGAUUGCCAAGAGGAAGGCCAGAGAGGCCAAAAAAGCUGCCACGACAGACAGCGCGAAAGCCAAAGAGGCAGAAGCCGCCGCCAAGACAGCCAAAUUCAUGGCUGAAGAAGCCGCCAAGGCGAAGGAAGCCGUGGAAGAGAUGAGUCGUCUGGAGGACAAGGAAACGGAGUGGGCGCUGUGUGAGGAGGAGCUGUUCGCCUCCAGGUUCCGCCGUUUCUGGAACAAAUUCUACGCCUGCCGCGGCAUCACCUUCCUUCAAACCACAUCUAUUCCUUCCAUGCGCUAUACGUACCCUGCUUCUCAUGACACGCCCGAUGCCAUGGCUACUCUACAGAUCAAGUCAGUCAAAAUCACAUCAAUCAAAGAGUGUUUACACUGGCCAUUGCAAGUGUUUGGUAUCGUUGCUGCACGUGAUAUCCUGGAUAACAAGCGCAACAUUAUUUUUGACCGUCCAAGAAAUAGCUGCCAGACCAUCACUCGGGAGGAUCCAUAUCUUGCAUUGACUGGCCCCAGUCGAGCUAUUGCGGUGUCAAUAGACCCUUCCUACAUUGAGAUUUCCCUGAAAGUCAAGGGCACUACAAAAGCUGAGGAUAAAGAUCUGAGCGAUCUUGUUGUGACUUACAGAAGUGGAUAUUGCCUAACUGGUGUUUACCCUAGCAGGCUCAGCACGCUGAAAUUUGAAUCCGGCCACAUUGGUUUCUCUGUGGAGGCCACAAUCUGUAUAAAACUCACUGGUGGGUCAUGGCCAAUUGGUUUCCGAAGUGUAUUCACUGCUGGCACCUCUGCUGAUGGCGACCUCAUCAAAUUACUUGAUACCGGACACGACGGGUUGCCCGCCGAUGCCAAUGGUGUGAUCAAGCUUUCGCGUCGCGUGGUUUCUGUUGGACUUGAGAACUUUCUGAAGGUUUAUCUCAUGGCAAUUUCAAUUAAUGGGAAACUAGUUGUUGAGAAUAGUGAGGCUACUUUUAAGCCUGAGAGGGCUGGCAUUAGCCUAAUCAAGCUUAGUCUUGGCUGCUGUAGUAUGGAAGUUACCGUUGCUUGGUCUUGUUUCUGUUAUGGGUGA
Molecule: messenger RNA, 1191 nt
Organism: Hordeum vulgare subsp. vulgare (domesticated barley)
Lineage: Eukaryota; Viridiplantae; Streptophyta; Magnoliopsida; Poales; Poaceae
Exons: 3
Coding region: 1-1191 (396 amino acids)
Source: RefSeq, a predicted model, not a curated record